AUGCAUGCGGGGGUCCAACUGUCCUGGGUCCAUCAAUUGCACUUGCUCCCUGGCUUUUUCUCCAGCAAGGAGGAGCCUGGUAUGAUAUUUCAAUGCUUUGGCGAGCCGGAAAGAUGCCCAGGAGGUGAUCCUGGAACCUGUGCUGCUGGUAGAGACGUGGACAGCAUUGCCUGUAGCACCUGCCUGGAUGGCCUGCACGCGGAUGGAGGUGUGUGCGUUCCAUGUGAGACAGGAGACUAUUUCUUGAUCAUCGUGGUGACUUUGCUUGUUUGUGCUGGCAUUGUGGUCCUCUAUGUGGUAUCACUGCGGAAAGGGCAGAAGAGCGCACAACCUGGUAGCCUGUUAAUUGCAGCACUUGGUCUUGGUCAAAUGAUCACAGUUGUCCAGCAACUGACUGUGAUUCAGCAGUUCAAGAUCCAGUGGGGUGAACCUUUCUCCAGCAUGUUGGUAUCCUUCGACAUUUUCGCAUUUGAUCUUGAUCUGAUUUCCCUUGGCUGUGUGGCGCCAAUGGCACCGGUUGCCAAAUUUACCAUGAGAACGUUGCUGGUUCUGGUGUUCUUCGCUGUGGCAUGUUUGGUCCACUUCUUUUUCAUUGCGAUGUUUCAGAAGGGGAAGGGCUUGCAGCUCAGUGUCCUUGGUGGCACAGUCGGUACAUUGUUCAUGAUCUUCUUCAUCUCAGUUUGCUCCUCUUUGCUGGCACCAUUCAGAUGCUAUGCCCAUCCGAAUGGUCGAUCAACAGUUCAAGCCUAUCAUUCAGUGCUUUGUGACAUGAACAAUGAGCAUUUGCAGAUGAGCUUGGUUGGAGGUCUUUGCUGUCUUCUCCCGAUUGCUUUCUUGACUGUGUGCUCAUACAUUACCCUGGUCAAGCUGCCUUCUUGGAUUGCUGACGGAGAGGUGAAGCUGAUCCGAUCUUGCUCCUUCCUCUUCAUGCGCUUCCGCCCGGGUGCAGAGGUCUAUUCGGUCUUGUUCUCAGUGCGGAACGCCUUGGUGGUUCUUUGUCCACUUCUGCCGUCAGCUUCGGGACGAAUUCUUUGUAUGAACCUGGUGCUUUAUGGCAGCUUGGUGAUGGUGGCGUAUGGAAAACCUUGGCGGGCAACGCUUUGCAACACCUUGGACUUGUUCUUGCUCGCUGGCAUGCUUGUGAUCCUGGACAUGGGCUCCCUGUUUGUUUUAAACAUUGAUGGCCCGUCCACGGCUGCGAUUUGCAUCGUUUUCUCCACGGUGAUGUUCAUUUCAAUUGUCGCAGCAGUUUUCUACGGCAUUGCAAAGCAUGUGAUGCUCAAGUAUCACAAGCCAUUUCGCUAUUUUGUGUGCCAUCAGAAGAAUGCAGCAGGUAGCUAUGCUCGCCUUCUGAAGAUUGAGCUGCAGAAGCGGGGUCCUCGCUUCAGCACGUUCAUCGACUGUGACGACCUGAAUGAUCUGACGAAGUUGUUUAGCUAUGUUGGUCAGGAUACACAGACUCUCUUAAUUCUUGGAUCUCCACAGAUUUUGACACGGAAGUGGUGCGUGGGCGAGAUGGUGACUGGCAGGAUUGAGAAUGUGCACACAGUCUUGUUGACCUUCCCAGGCUUUGUGAUGCCUGAUGAGAGUUUUAUUGAGACUUACACCACUCUUGUGCCUGAUAUCACCGAGCUUGCCAACUACAACAUUGGUCUUGACGAAGUCAAGGAAACCUUGAGAUGGAUCAACACCGUUUCCACUGUAGACGUGCCUGCUCUCAUUCACCCGGAGACCAUCACUGAUGUGGUGAAUGCCUUGACAGACACUCGAAGGGCAGCAUCAACCAAUGUGGAUGCCCACCAGGAGUAUCGGCAGUCGGCAGUGGCUUGUGUGCCAAUUGUGACCAGCUUUGUUUUUCCAAAUUGGACCGAUGUGCGCGAUGGCUGCUUUUCCUCGCUCAACAUUGCGCGCUGGCUUCUAGAAGUGCUGCAAGUGGUGCAGCUUGAACAGCUUGUGCAGAAGGAGGUAUUGCAAAAGCAAGAUGUAUUGAAAAAAGAAAUAACCGCGCUCUUAGAAGCAGAGCGACAGAGCAGACAGAAGGAAAUCAAUGAGAUUGAUGGGAAAAUCGGCGCGAAGGUGAAAGAAAUGCGAGACGAGGCUGAACAGAUGCAAGUGAAAACUCAAGAUGCUCUCGCCAAGCAGAUCCAGGAGUUGGAAGGCAAGCUUGCCAAACAGCAGAAAGAAAGUGACGAAGCCUUGAAUGCAGUAAAGAAAAGCGUGGCAGACCAAGUUGCAACAAUGGCAACAGCACUUGAAGAGUAUGCAAAAACAUUGACUCAGCAGAGAGAAGAAGCUUCGACCAAUCUGCAAAGCCACAAGAAAGAGUUUGCUGAGCACAAGGAAACUACCAGCAAAGGGUUAGACGCGCACAAACAGGCGUUGGAGAGCUACAAAUCCGAGAUUACUAAAAGCUUCGCAAGUCAGCAGCAAGAGCUGGAAAGCCACAAGAAAGUAGCAGCAGAGCAGAUUGAGUCACACAAGAAGGAAGCAAGUGCCAUGGCGGAGGCAGAGGAGCGGCAAAAAUCCGCAGUGCAGAGUUGCCGAAGCGAGGCGAGUGAAGGGCUGCUGACAGCGGCAGAGGAAUUGAACCCAGACAACUCGGUGGUUCAACUCUUCUGCACAAACCUUGGCACGCUCAUCGACAACUCUCUAGAGGAUCAACAGGAGCGCUUCGAGGGGAAUUUGACGGAGGUCCGUGCAUCAGCAGCCUCAAAGUUCCAGGAACAACGUGCUGCUGCCCAGGAGCUCUUUACCUCGAACCACGACAAGUUGAAGGAGGCAGUCUCGGAUUACAAGAACAAUGCCUCCAAGGCCAAUCGCAUCCAAGAUUUCGGGCGGCACCCCGAGCUGCUGGGCUCCUCGCCGGUGGAUCCGGCGGAAGGGAGCAACCUCCUCCUCGUCCAGGGGGCGCACGGGAGGGGGGAGGAACUACAGGAGGUGGACGAGAUCCAGACGGCAGUACAAGAGACCCAGAGCGGUCCGAGCAUAAAGAAAGAGAAGGAGGAGAAGCAGCGAAUAGAGAGGAGUCCAGGAAAGCCUCUGAAGGAGAUCAAGGAGCAGAAGAAAAGGCCAGUGAUACACGUGAACCUCUUCGUCGACGUCGCCGUGUGA
Messenger RNA from Durusdinium trenchii, 3111 nucleotides. The record is from the annotation of a GenBank genome assembly. NCBI's taxonomy places the organism in Eukaryota, Dinophyceae, Suessiales, Symbiodiniaceae.